Messenger RNA from Meriones unguiculatus (Mongolian gerbil), 3019 nucleotides. RefSeq names its product retinol dehydrogenase 13 (gene Rdh13). The transcript is spliced from 7 exons. The record is from RefSeq and is a predicted model, not a curated record. Gene Ontology annotation, molecular function: oxidoreductase activity. Lineage: Eukaryota; Metazoa; Chordata; Mammalia; Rodentia; Muridae. Bases 151 to 1155 code for a protein of 334 amino acids.
AGCCCCGUCCCCGCAUCUGGCCCCGCCCCCAAAGCGUGGUCUGGUGGCUUCGCCCUUCCACGCAACGGGAGCGCACGUGGAUUCCUGGGCAGUUCGUCCUCGGGGUGGCCUGGAGUGCAGACCCAUCGAUACACUGUUCCCCAGCCUGGGAUGAACCGCUUUCUGCUGCCGGUGUCCGUAGUGGGCACGGUGAUCGGCGGCACCGUGCUGCUCAAGGACUAUGUUGCUGGUGGGGCUUGUCCCAGCAAGGCCACCAUACCUGGGAAGACUGUCAUCGUGACAGGAGCCAACACAGGCAUUGGGAAACAAACUGCUUUGGAGCUGGCUAAAAGAGGAGGCAACAUCAUUCUGGCCUGUCGUGACAUGGAGAAGUGUGAGGUGGCUGCAAAGGACAUUCGUGGAGAGACCUUGAAUCCCCGUGUACGUGCCCAGCACCUGGACUUGGCUUCCCUCAAGUCCAUCCGAGAGUUUGCCAGGAAGAUCAUCAAAGAGGAAGAGCGAGUAGACAUCCUGGUCAACAAUGCGGCAGUGAUGCGGUGCCCGCAGUGGACUACUGAGGAUGGCUUUGAGAUGCAGUUUGGUGUCAACUACUUGGGUCACUUUCUAUUGACAAAUUUGCUGUUGGACAAGUUGAAGGCCUCGGCUCCUUCGCGCAUCAUCAACCUCUCGUCCUUGGCUCAUGUUGCUGGGCACAUAGACUUUGAUGACUUAAACUGGCAGAUGAAAAAGUAUGACACCAAGGCAGCCUACUGCCAGAGCAAGUUGGCUGUUGUCCUCUUCACUAAGGAGCUGAGCCGCCGGCUGCAAGGCACUGGUGUAUCUGUCAAUGCUCUGCACCCUGGUGUGGCCAGGACCGAGCUGGGAAGACAUACAGGCAUGCACAACUCUACCUUCUCUGGCGUCACACUUGGGCCCUUCUUCUGGCUACUGUUCAAGAGUCCCCAGCUGGCGGCCCAGCCCAGCACAUACCUGGCCGUGGCAGAGGAACUGGAGAAUGUUUCUGGGAAGUACUUUGAUGGAUUCAGAGAGAAGGCUCCCUCUCCUGAGGCUGAAGAUGAGGAAGUAGCCCGGAAACUUUGGGUUGAAAGUGCCCACUUGGUGGGCUUGGAUGUGGUUCAUGGGUCUCCUGGGAAGGGACAUUCCAUCCCCAGAUAACCUUCAAAGAUCCAGAUGGAACUGCAUUAGCAAGGCUGCUCCUGGCCAUGCCCAUAUCAUCCUCUAGGGGCAGUGUUGCCGUGUUAGAAUCUCAAGCCCGUGGCUGCUGGCUGCCAUCUCCUCAUCGUCCUCUAGGUGGCAGUGUUGGUCCUAGCUUUUACUGUGGUUUCAUUUAGUUUGACCACAGGUAGGCAUUCACUCAGGUACAAUGUACUCUUGGUUACUGGGGAGCUGGUCCAUCAGGUGCCUCCCUUGGGAAUCUAAAAGGGGAGACUGUUGGGGGAGUCAGUCACUGUGGUUGUGUGCAAUGUGUAAAGACAGUGGUAGCAGUUGUGGUGGAUUUACUGGUCCACUGUUAAGAGCAGGUAACCAGGCAAAUAUGGCAAGUCAUAGUUCUCUGUGGGGCCUUGCACAGGUCUGUUGCCUGUCUGACUUAGCUGUUGUUCCUGCUUGCUUUCUAUUGCUGUGAUAAACACCAUGACCAGAAGCAACUUGGGGAGAAAAAGGUCUAUUUAGCCUACAGGUUACAGUUUAUCAUGGAGGAGGGAAGCCAGCGCAAGAAGCCAGGUGAGAGCUUGAAGCAGAUACCAAUGGAGGUUUGCUCCCAGGCUCAUGUUUGGAUACCUUUCUGAAAAAUAAUUUUUACUGUUAUUUUUCUUUACAGAGAGGGACUCACCUGGCCUUUCUAGAACUUGAUGUGUAGACCAGGCUGGCCUUGAACUCACAGAUAUCUGCCUUCUAGGAUUAAAGGCCCUGCCUGGGGAUGGCACUAUCCACAUGGCUUGAAUUUCCAACAUCAAUUAGCAACCAAGGCAGUGUCCCACAGACAUUCCCCUAGGGCAGUUUGGUCCAUGCAGUUAAGAGUCCGUCCCUCUUUUAGGUAUGACAAGUUGACAGCCAAAUGAGCCAGGACAGCCCUUGAUUGCCAAGGAUAACUGCUACCUCAGGGAUGGUGUGGUGUGGGUGAAGCUCCUGCCUGACUCAGUAAAGGGCAGCUGAGGACCUCCUGUGCUGGACCCUGGCUGAGGUGCUGCCAUCCAGUGGAAACCUUGGCACCCACCCCAUCUUGGUUAGCCCUGACCACAUGACCUGGGAUCAUGAUCUCUCCAAUUCCUGUGGAAUUUUGACCUUAGACUCUCAGGCUUGUUUGGUUAUAAGAACAUGUUGGGUGUAGUGGCACACAUAGGUAACUCCAGCGCCUAAGAGGUGGAGACUGGAGGAUCAGGAGUUCAAGGUUGUCCUCAGCCAGGCUAUAAGAUCCUGUCAGAACAAAUCAAAACAAUGAGAUCUCCAAAUGUGGCUGAGUCAUGACUUAAAAUAAAACAAACAUACAUUUAGUGUAUGUGUGUGUGUGUGUACACAAAUGUGUGUUUGUGUACAGGUGUGUGCACAUGCCUUUGUGUACACAGUCCAUGAUGGAAGUCAGAGGACAACUUGUGGGAAUUCAUUCUUGAGAGUCCUGGGGAUGCAACUCAGUUUGUCACUCUUGGUGGCAAAGGCCUUUCCUUACCUUCUGAAUGAACCAUAGUGCCCGCUGAGUCAUAUAUCCUUUUAUAUGGAAUUUACUUCACAUACAACUUGUGUAUUUAUAUCUUUUAAGAAAUUAAGACUUUCAGUUGUCACAAGACAAUGAUUUUCCAACAGCUCGCACAUAUUUUUCAUCCAUUCUGUUCUUGAAUUAGGCUGGAUCAACUUCACUUUUUUUCCCCCUUUUUUUUUUCAGAUAGUUUCACUCUAGUUCAGGCUAAACUUGAACUCUCAGUACUCUUGUCUCAGCCUCUGGAGUCCAGAGAUUACAAGCCCAGGACACCCCACAAACUCCCAGUGUUUACAGUCAAAUGGAAAUAAACAUUUCUGUUACUAA